This is a messenger RNA of Soboliphyme baturini, 987 nucleotides long. The record is from the annotation of a GenBank genome assembly. Lineage: Eukaryota; Metazoa; Nematoda; Enoplea; Dioctophymatida; Soboliphymatidae.
AUGUCUGGACAAGAGGACGCGGACGAGACUGUGUCUCGGAAAGGACUUUUCGUCUUCGAGGAAAUAUACGCAUUUUCGACGUCGGCCGACGUUCGUAUCGACGCUUCUGCUUCGUUCCGGUCAGCUGGUUUGCAUAUGAUCGCCCUGGCAUGCAGCAAUAAUGAGUUGGUAAUUUUGCAGUGCUACCGAAACUCGACAUGGCAGAGAACUCCUUAUAAAUGGUGUCACGAUCCCAUGCGAACCAUUACCUGCCUUGUCUUCAGUCCUUGUGGUCAGUACUUGAUUUGCCUGCUGAUCAGCGGAUGUUUGGAAGUGAUUCCUAUCCAUCUGAUUACGGCUGCUAAAUACUGCAAAUCGGCUCAAGAAAUUGAUGAGGAGCUCUUUGACCAGAACGACUUGACGUAUAUUCCAAUUCAAGUUCGAGACGACUGUUUGUCGCAGCCAACGUGUGCUUUGUGGUAUCAGACGAGGUCUAACAAGCCGGUGCUUGUUUAUGGGAACAAGGGCGGAGAUAUUGUUUUCUUCGACCUCUGUCUCAGACGAUUGACCGUGUCGCUACAGGCCCCUCAGUCGAUCCACAACAUUGAACUUUUCACCUCAGACUGUAUUGACGUUUAUCUUCUGGUUACUGGGUUUGCUGGAAGUCAGUGGCUUAUUCCUCUUGAAAAAGACGGUUCAACUCUACGAGAGACCCUUGGUUCGGUGAUUCCUUCCAUGUUGAAAGAGCUUAGCGUGAAAUCUCGGGUAUUUUCCGUGCCUUUUGGCGAAUGCUCGUCGUUCGCCAUUUCGUCAGGCUGCAGUCUUCAAUCAAGUGCGAUGAGGGAGAAGUUCACCUUUUACUGCGGAAAUAUGGACAUGGAAUCCGGUUUCGUGGGUUUCGCUUCAACGGCAAACGAUGAUGACGACAACGAAUCGCCGCUCGUUAGUCUUCCUUCUUGCAUUGUCAUAACGAGCAGUUCAGUUUUCAAGGUGCACUGCAGAUGGUAA